This is a messenger RNA of Phyllostomus discolor (pale spear-nosed bat), 667 nucleotides long. RefSeq names its product MORN repeat containing 2 (gene MORN2). The transcript is spliced from 5 exons. The coding region runs from base 300 to 539 and encodes 79 amino acids. The record is from RefSeq and is a predicted model, not a curated record. Lineage: Eukaryota; Metazoa; Chordata; Mammalia; Chiroptera; Phyllostomidae.
CCGGGUGAAAGGUGCCUGGUUGCCCCAGCAACCGAGUCGCAUUCAGCUCAGAUCUAGCUUUUGGUUCCCUUUUCGCCGCAGAGCUGGCUACUCCGGAGGAAUCCCAGAGUCAAGAAAAUCUCUCCAGGACCUCUCUGUCAACUCCAGAAGUAUAUAAGAUAAACUUUAUUUUUCCAAAUGGAGACAAGUAUGAUGGUGACUGUACAAGAACACCUUCUGGAAUCUUCGAGAGAAAUGGAAUAGGUAUUCAUACAACUCCAAAUGGGAUUGUCUACACAGGAAGCUGGAAAGAUGACAAGAUGAAUGGUUUUGGAAGACUUGAACAUUUUUCAGGAGCAGCAUAUGAAGGCCACUUUAAGGACAACAUGUUUCAUGGACUGGGGACUUACACAUUCCCAAAUGGGGCAAAAUACACUGGAAAUUUCAAUGAAAAUAGGGUGGAAGGCGAAGGACAGUACACUGACACCCAAGGGCUGGAGUGGUGCGGCAGCUUUCAUUUCACAGCUGCCCCGGGCCUGAAGCUAAAGCUCCACAUGUAGAUGUUCUGCAAGUUUUAAUGUGGUGAUUGAAGCUGUUCGUUGUACGGAAAACAGAUAUGUCAUCCGAAAUAACUUCACACACCACCUCUCUAUUAUAAUUUUGCCAAUAAAGCCGUCAUUCACUUAUG